AUGUCUGAAUCUAAAUUCGAUGCAUCUUUAAACUUAUUGAGAAGACUAGAUCCACAAUUAAUAAAUGAAAAUCUAACAAAUAUAUGUUCAAUUCUUCAAUCUUCAAAAAUUGAUGAAGAUACAGAAAUAGUUGAAGAUUUAUUAUCAUCAGUUGAUAUACCACUUUCAAUACAAAAAUGUCAGAAAACCGGUAAAGAUUAUUUGUGUUGUGAUUAUAAUAGAGAUGGUGAUAGUUAUAGAUCUCCUUGGUCCAAUGAAUACUACCCUAAAGAUCAAGAAGAUGAAGAAGAUCAACCUUUUCCAAGUCCAAAUCUUAGACAAUUAGAAAUUAAAGCAAAUGACGCUUUUGAUAUAUAUAGAGAUUUAUAUUAUGAAGGUAGUGGAUUAUCAUCAGUAUAUUUUUGGGAUACUUCAGAAGAAGACGACGAUGCUAUAGACGAAGGAUUUGCAGGAGUUAUAUUAUUUAAAAAACAAACAAAUGAUAAAUUAGGUAAAUGGGAUUCAAUACAUGUAUUAGAAGUUAUAAAAGAAUCUUCAAAAAAAUAUAAUUAUAAAUUAACAACUUCAGUAAUAUUAGAUUUAUCAUCUACUAAACCAAAAUUAAAUUUAUCAGGAAAUUUAACAAGACAAUUUGAAAAUAGCAUAAGUAUCGAUGUCUCAAGUGGUGUUAAUUUAGAAACUAAUCAUUUAAUUAAUAUUGGUCAAAUUAUUGAAAAAUCAGAAUAUAAUAUUAGAAAUAUUUUACAAGAAGUUUAUUUUGAUAAAUUAAAAGAUAUAAUGUUAAAAGAUUUAAGAAUUAUUGAUAAUUCGAGUUCAAAAUAUAAUGAAAAUCAAAAAGAUAUUAUAAAAGGUUUAAAAAAUUUAUAA
Molecule: messenger RNA, 867 nt
Organism: Lodderomyces pseudojiufengensis
Lineage: Eukaryota; Fungi; Ascomycota; Pichiomycetes; Serinales; Debaryomycetaceae
Product: F-actin-capping protein subunit beta
Exons: 1
Coding region: 1-867 (288 amino acids)
Biological process (GO): cell morphogenesis; actin cytoskeleton organization; barbed-end actin filament capping
Cellular component (GO): cytoplasm; F-actin capping protein complex; actin cortical patch
Molecular function (GO): actin filament binding
Source: RefSeq, a predicted model, not a curated record